This is a messenger RNA of Peromyscus maniculatus bairdii (prairie deer mouse), 6705 nucleotides long. RefSeq names its product zinc finger protein 24 (gene Znf24). Gene Ontology annotation, molecular function: DNA-binding transcription factor activity, RNA polymerase II-specific; RNA polymerase II cis-regulatory region sequence-specific DNA binding. The record is from RefSeq and is a predicted model, not a curated record. Gene Ontology annotation, biological process: regulation of transcription by RNA polymerase II. Lineage: Eukaryota; Metazoa; Chordata; Mammalia; Rodentia; Cricetidae.
GCCUCGGCGGCCCUUCGCGGUGAAUGCUGGGAAGAGGACGUCGGCCCCCGGAGUUCCUGGGGGCUGCUGGCCGGGCUCGGCGCUGUGAGGCGGGAGGUCGUGGAGGACCGGGGUCCCGCCAAGUGCUUGACGGCGUUCCUCCCCGUCCCACGAGCCUGGUGCAGUACAAAAUAGAAGAAAAAGCAAUUUCUAUUACGUAGAAAUGCUCGAGCCGUUGACAGGGUCGGGUCCAGGAAUAGGAACAGAUAGCUAGCUGUUGGGUUUUGCUGCCAGGCCAUCACCCGACUCAAGAAUAUCUAACGGAUCUAUAUGGUCUGUCUGUUUGAUACAGCAUUUUCUGAUUCUUUGUCUUCAUCUUGACAGGUUUCAAUAAGGUUUUCUUAAGUUUCUGGUUUUUUUUAUAUUGUUGGCUCUGAUAAAUAAACAGCAGCUGUAUUAUUCUAGGUUUGUUUUGUUUUGGAGACAAGGUAUCUCUGUGUAUCCCUGGCUGUCCCGGAACUUGCUCUGUAGACCAAGCUGGCUUCGAAUUCGGACAUCUGUCGCCUUUGCCUCCCAAGUACUGGGAUUAAAGGCGUGUGCCACCACCGCCAGGCUAAGCUUAUUAUUCUUAAUGUGCUAUGAACCGUGGCACCGGUAUGAUUUUGCAAAUACUAAAAGGAUCAGAAAGUAGAUUUCCCCAAAGGAAAAGCUAGGGGAAACCACUUAAGGAAAAAGACUCCUGGCCACCGUGAGAAGUUGUGAGUGCUUUUUCCUAAUAGAAUUCGCUGCAGUUGAUGAACUGAGUACCUUUGAGGAAAACAGAGUAUUUCUCUGAGUGAGGUCUUUCCUGCCUCUACUGCCUUUUCCUCAAGUAUUGUAACAGGAUGUCUGCACAGCCGGUGGAAGAAGAUUCAAUACUUAUUAUCCCAAAUCCAGAUGAAGAAGAAAAAGUUCUGAGAGUGAAACUAGAGGAGGAUCCUGAUGGUGAAGAGGGAUCAAGCAUUUCCUGGAAUCAUCUCCCUGACCCGGAGGUUUUCCGACAGCGGUUCAGGCAAUUUGGAUACCAGGAUUCACCAGGUCCCCGAGAGGCUGUGAGCCAGCUCCGAGAACUUUGCCGCCUGUGGCUAAGACCAGAGACACACACGAAGGAACAGAUACUGGAGCUGGUAGUGUUGGAGCAGUUUGUUGCCAUCCUACCCAAGGAGCUACAGACUUGGGUUCGAGAACAUCAUCCAGAGAAUGGAGAGGAGGCAGUGACCGUUCUAGAGGACUUGGAGAGUGAGCUUGAUGAUCCCGGACAGCCGGUUUCGGUCCGUCGGCGAAAACGGGAAGUGCUUGUAGAGGAGAUACCUCAAGAAGAUGCUCAGGGAUUACCAAGUUCUGAGCUUGAUGCUGUAGAGAACCAUCUCAAGUGGGCAUCCUGGGAACUCCACUCUCUGAGGCACUGUGAUGAUGCCAGGACAGAAAAUGGAGCCCUGGCUCCAAAGCAGGAGACUGCUUCAGCUGCAGAAGCUCAUGAUGUUCCUGGCCCUCUUAAUAUAGGUGUUCCUCAAAUCUUUAAAUAUGGAGAAACCUGUUUUCCCAAGGGCAGAUUUGAAAGAAAGAGAAAUCCCUCUCGAAAGAAACAGCACAUUUGUGACGAAUGUGGAAAACACUUCAGCCAGGGCUCAGCCCUUAUUCUUCAUCAGAGGAUCCACAGUGGGGAGAAGCCUUAUGGAUGUGUCGAGUGUGGAAAAGCCUUCAGCAGAAGUUCCAUUCUUGUGCAGCACCAGCGAGUCCACACUGGCGAAAAACCUUACAAGUGUCUUGAGUGUGGGAAAGCCUUUAGCCAGAAUUCUGGGCUUAUUAACCAUCAACGAAUUCACACUGGGGAGAAACCUUAUGAAUGUGUUCAGUGUGGAAAAUCCUAUAGUCAAAGUUCAAAUCUUUUUAGACAUCAGAGAAGACACAAUGCAGAAAAACUUUUGAAUGUUGUGAAAGUUUAAGAAAUUAGGGGAAAUAAUAAGCACUCAGGUCUUUUUCUUCAGAAAUGAAGACAAAAUUAAAAACAUGAAGUGAUACAGAAAAGAUUUUUUUUCCCUGUUGACUGAGAAAAUUCAUUGGGAAAUACAAAAAAAAAAUCUUCAUUCACCAUUAUUAUUGUGAAAGAAAUGGUGUUAUGCCUAGAAACUGAAAUUUUAAAUAAUUCAGGUGUUAAUACCUAAAUUUUCCAUGUGAUGUUUAUAUUCUCUUUUUCUCCCAAGUAAUGAGCUACCUGAUUCUUUAUCCCUUUCUAACAAUUUCCUUUUUCAGACAAAUACUUUAUUUCUGUGUUGGUCAUUGGAAUGUUUUGUAAGGAUACAUACCUUUCUAUUUUAAAGGCAACAUAGGAAUUGUAAAAUCUAAAAGCCCAUCUUUAAGCAUUUAAAAACAUCUUUGGAAAUUUAGUUUCCUUUUGUUCGGUUUGAGUAUAUUUGGGAAAAUAGAAGAUAAAGGCUAGCCAAAGCCUCAGUGUUAAGUGAGCCUUAAGAUCUCGGAUGAGCAAUGGUGGCGAAACUGUCAAGAGUGAAAGGGAGAAAUUAUACACUGAAGUGGACCAGUCAAGUGCAGCCAUCUUUCUAAAGGAAAACUUACAACCAGACAAGAAGCUGAUUUUAUCUAGUGUGUGGGCAUCUUACUAAUGAAAGCAGUUUGCCUGUGUAAAGAUAGACACUUGUAAAAGUGAAGGUAAAUGUAACACUAAGGAAGAAUUCGUAUGAAUGCUGGUGUUGAAAAGCAAGUGUGAAAUUAAGGCAAUUAUAUGAUGUGGCUUUUAGGGAAAACUCACAAGUUGAACUCAUUUUGCCCUCAUUGUAGUUAAGGAUAGAAAAUUCCUUGAUGAGAGGGCAACAGUAUCAGGUUUGCUCUUUUUAUUCCUUUGGUACAAAAGGGUUGAACAGCAGGCUAAAACAGCCACGCAUUUAGUAUUAAACAUUUCCACCGACAAUGCACUGUGCUAGGUACUGUAAGCCUACUGUAAGUAGGGAGGCAUUUGUUCCACUGUAAGUCAUAGGGGUUCCCCAUCAGCAUUCCCAGGUCACCUCAGAUUCCCAGAGUUGUAGUUCUCUAACACGUGGGUUGUGUUUAGAGGGAGAGACGUCAGCUCAGAAGGCUAGCUAGCUAGUCAGUUCUUAGCACUUUUCAGAGGUGAGUUCAAGGCACGCUCUUCUAGUUUGAACAUUUUCAAUCUUAGACCCCGAUGUAAUUUUGAGUAGCGUUGCAGUUAUAACUACAAGUUAAGUUGAAUGGACUGUUCUACUUUAACAAUAAACAACUAGGCUAUUAAUAACUAGUUUAUUAACUCAGAAUUUAUUGAAUUUUUUUAAUUUACAGUCUUAACACAUUUUUUAAAAAACAUAUUAAAGUAAUACAUUUUAUUAGUAGGAUUCUGUAUGCUGUGGCUAAGAAUCCAAGUACUGUGAUUCUACUGUUUAAUGGAAAACUCUGGAAGUUAAAAGCAUUGAGUGUAAGAAGGGGUUUUUGUUUUUAUGUAAGACAGGCAUCAUUACAUGGGAAAUGAUCCAUGGGAGUACAAAUAUUUGCAGCGAUUUGGGUUAUAUCUGGUGCUUGGUCAAAUUUUAAAAUGAAAGUGAGAUUUUUUGCGUGAGCCUAUUGAAAAACAGUAAUAAAUGCAAUGCCAACUGAUGAAGUAAGGCAGAAUGAAGCUUGUUCGUAGAUUUCUGAUAACAAUUAUAAGAAAUGUGCUUUAUAGAUUAAGAUUUAUUGAAGUAUAAAUAUGUAGUAUGCUAUAAUGUAUUUUUAAGUUAUACAAGAAAAUGUAGGGACUUUGGUUUGGGUCUUUUCUGUGGCGGAGAGGAAACACAUUACUGUCAAUAAAGCUGUAAGCUUCUCUGCUCUAAGAUACAGUCACCCGGAAUUGCUGUACUUGUUAUUUAUGGCUGGCUCUCUCCAGUAGGUGUUUGAGGUGGCACAUUUGAAUGACUGCUGGGGUGACAGAGUUCUUAUUUCAGAGUAACCUCUCAGGGUGGAAUGCCAGACUUAACAGUUUUAGGGCCCAAACUGUUUGGUCAUUUGAAAGCACAGAAGAGGUGGUACUAGAGUUGGCAAAUAUAUGUUGUCUUGCCAGCUCUGACACCUGUGUAUCUGUUGGGAAGGAAGCUCAGACAAGGGGCUGGUCUAAAAUCCCUCAUGGCAUACAGGAAAAGGAAACGGUGGGUUUUAUACUUAAUUGACUCUGGCUAGUCGUAAGUUCCCACUAGACAUUAAUUUACAGUAACAGUGAUUGCUGACUUCAGACCUGUCCCCACACAGAACAUCAUCAUUUGGGAGUACCCAGUCUAAAGGUGCCAAGCAGUGGCCUUACCAGUACCUUUCUGGUUAGCAGACGAGCAGUUGUGUGAAGGCAUGCAUACCAACUGGCCCAACAGGCUGUUUAGUAGUUUUAUAUAUUCACAGAUGUUUGACCAUUAGCAGCCUGUCUUACAUUUGUGUGACCUUAGGGGGAGGUUACCUGUACUGAAAAAAAUGUGCAUGCUAAGCAUUCGAUUGAAAUACUUAAUCUCAUCCAGAUUUGUGGACUAGAAAAACAAGACCCAGUGAUCUUGGAACUUGGGACUUGGAACUUAGAUCUUGUGACUUGGAAAUAAAUGGCCAGUUAGAACUAAAACACACCUAGUUCUGUGGAUUCCUGAGGCUGGGUUUUUUUGUUUGUACUGUCAGGAGUGAUGGUGUUAGCCGGGUGGUGGUGGCGCACACCUUUAAUCCCAGCACUUGGGAGGCAGAGGCAGGCGGAUCUCUGUGAGUUCGAGGCCAGUCUGGUCUACAGAGUGAGUUCCAGGACAGCCAGGACUACACACAGAAACCUGUCUCGGGAAAAAAAAAAAAAAGAUGAGCAUUCAAAUCCUGUUUAGUAGCAGUACAUCUUUUGUUGAAUGAACUUAAAAGUUAUUAUAUAUACCUAUAUAAUUUGAAAUUUUCACAAUGCAGAAACAAAAGAUGAAAAAAAGACACCAGAUUUAGCCAGAAAUAGUGGUAAUCUGGUUUAUUGUCCUUUCAAAUUUAGCUCUAUACAUGUUUAAACAAACAUCUUUUAAAAUAACAGUCUUGGGUUGAGUAUAGGUACCAACUAACAUGCUUUACUAUGCUUUAAUCCUCAGCAAACCUGAGGUAGGUAGUAUCUCCACUGGACAUCUACUGUAGUGAGGCUGCUUUCCCUCCCCACACUGAUGUGGACACUUUCCAUAGUUACCUAGUAUUCCAUUGCAUUAUUACACUCAUGGUCCAUCUAACCAGCCCCAUACUGAUGGGUUCGUAGGUUCUUCAUUCAUAACAGAUUGACAUUUCAUAAACAUCUUACUACCCAUGUAGUUGUCCCCGUAACACAGAUAACUAGGAGUGGAUUCAUUGGGUCAGGGAGUACGUAUUUUGACACUUUUGAGGAUGUAGUUGUAAAAGCUAGACUAAUUUUAUAACUCCUUUAUAGUAAGAAUGCUCGUUUGCCUGCACUCCUCAGUGCUGCAUCCUGAAAAGGUGUUGCUCAUCCUACAGGCCAGUUCUUUUUUUUUAUUUUUUAUUUGUUUGUGCCUUUAUUAGUAAGAAGGAAGUUUUUUUUGUUUUUUGUUUUUUGUUUUUUUUUGUUCAUUGGCUGUUUUUAAUGUCCUGUUCUGGUCUUGUUCAUUUCUUUUCUUUCUAAUAUGAAAGUAUAAAUGACUGCAGUUAACAUCAUAUGAAACUGAAGAUAGACAAAUGUGAGAGACCAUUUUCCCCAGGUCAGUUCCACUUUCCACUUUACAUUCUAGUACAGUUUGUACACAUUUCUAUGUGAAUAUACAGAAAUGUGGACACCUUUUAAAUAAACAGGAUUAUAUGUGAAUUUUAAGACAUCUUCGUCUUACGUAUUCUGGUCUUUAAAUUCCUGGAUGGUUGGCUGUAAAGCAUUUGCUGUCCAACACAUCUGUAACAUCUUCAACUUUGCAAAGUGCUCAUUUCCCUACAUAGCCUUACCUACACUUGAUAGUCCUUAUCUGUUUGGGACAAGGAGAGAGAAAAGAGAAACCUUCCUUAUUUGUAUUUCCCUGAUGAAUAGUGAAGUUCUUUUUGCGUUUAUUGAUCAUUUAUAAUCCUGAGGAUUGUUUGUUCACAGCUUCUUUUGCCUUUGUAUAGGGUUAUGUGUGCGUAUCUGUUUGUUCAGCAUCCCUUCCCUCAUUUAUGGUAACAGUAUCCUUAUUUAUUGUGGUUAACCCAUUCCAUAUGGCUUUGGUGAGCACAUGACCAGGCCUAGCCUCCUGAGCCACACUGGCCCCAGUGAUUAGAGAGUGGGCAUGUAAUUUGAAGCAGGCUAAGAAGAGUGUUCAACAGAACUGCAACUACUGGAAAGAAGGCUUUGGAGCUACUGGAGACCCAAGGAUGAUGUGAGCCUGCAUUUUUACUGUAUGGAGAAAGUCUCCGAGGAGAAACUCAGAGGCUAGCAGAGAUGGUGAGAAAACUAAGUUCUGAUACCAUUUUUCUGGAGGCCCUAGAUCCAGUUGUGCCUAAAGCCUGCCCUACCUCUGGACUUUAAAGUUUUGUGAGCCAAUAAAGUCCCUUUCUUGUUUAAGAUAAUUGUAUUUGGCUUCUGUCCUGAUUAAUAUAGGGUAUUGUAUUUUCUUAUUGAUUUGUAGAAAGCCUUUGUAGUUUUAAAUUCUAGAUUCAUGCAUUAUAUAAGUUAAUAAAGUCAGCAAUGGCCUUUUAUGAUUUGGGCUCUGUCAA